AUUGAUUUUGAUUUGAUGACGUCUGAUGGCGUUUAUAAAAAAAAGAAAAAAAAAAAGAAUCACUAUUUAAACUGCAACACCGUCUGUAAAUCUGUCCAGAUCUUAUCUUUCGUGUCUGCUGUUUCAAGCUCUGAAAGGACAACAAUGAUACUGGUCACUGUUCUCUUGGCCGUUGCUGUUCAGUUGGCUAAUGCUGACCAACAGCAACAAGUCGCGCUGUCAACAGCGUCUGCAAGCUUCUCCCAGAAUCUCUACCAGCAAGUUGCUUUGGACAAACCCAACGUCAUCUACUCACCUUACAGCAUUCAUUCAGCUUUGACGAUGACGUCCCUUGGUGCCAAGGGAGAUACUGCUUCAGAGAUGAGUACCACACUAGGUAUUACCGCCCUUGGCGACUCAGUUCAUCUGACAUAUAAGGAACUCAUUCAGCAGAUGAAUUCUGUGACAGAGGUGCAGCUGCACACCGGAAACGCCAUCUUCGUCAACCCUUAUUAUCACAUCAACCCAAAGUUUAUCGAAGACACCACCAACGAUUAUUCCGCCAGAACUGCCAACAUCGAUCUAGCCGCAGACGGAGGUCCUGAAAAGCCAAUCAACGAUUACAUCGCUGCUCAGACAGAAGACAUGAUUAAGGGCGUCUUGCAACCAGGUAGCAUCGAUGGUAGCACUUUGAUGAUUUUGGUCAACACAAUCUUCUUCAACGGAACCUGGGAAGAGACGUUCGCUACGUACCAGACAAGAAGUCAGAGCUUCAAUCAGCUAGGUGGCGCUGUUAAGCAGGUCGACAUGAUGCACGACGACAGAACUAUAAAGAUCAAGAGAGACGAUUCCAAUGGCGUGGAUGUGGCUGAGCUCCCCUUUAAAGGAGGUAGAUUCAGUCUGUACAUUGCACUGCCACAGAAAGUGGACGGCAUCACUGACCUAGAAAAACUGUUGGCACAGCCCAACAAAGUCAACGAUCUGUUCACUGGACUGAACUACGUCCGAGUCCAACUGGCCAUCCCCAAGUUUAAGACAGAGACAAAACUGACCCUCAACAAGCCACUCAAAGACAUGGGCAUGGUCAAAGCUUUCAGUCCAAUGGCUGCAGAUUUCACAGGAAUCGUUCAGUCAUCACAGCUUUACAUCAGCGAUGUUUUACACAAGGCUGUGAUUGAAGUGCAAGAAACUGGCACCGUGGCUGCAGCUGCCACAGUCAUCGGCAUCUCCUUCUCAGCAGUCCUACUUCCGCCAUCUGAUACCUUCAUCGCUGACCAUCCUUUCGUGUACUUCCUGAGAGAUAAUCAAACUGGACAGAUUCUCUUCCAAGGGAAAUUCUCUGGCUGA
This is a messenger RNA of Biomphalaria glabrata, 1326 nucleotides long. Its product is annotated as leukocyte elastase inhibitor-like. The record is from RefSeq and is a predicted model, not a curated record. Lineage: Eukaryota; Metazoa; Mollusca; Gastropoda; Planorbidae. Gene Ontology annotation, molecular function: serine-type endopeptidase inhibitor activity. The transcript has 8 exons. Bases 16 to 1326 code for a protein of 436 amino acids.